AUGAACCACACUUGGGGUCUCGUGUCCACGGCGCAGGCCCUGCGCCAAACCUUCAUCACGCCCCUCCGCACGCCGAAAGCCUCAUCAUUACGGCUAUUUGCGCUGGCGAAUGGAAGCCAAGCUCGAUUCAUCCAGCAAACCCGUCGCCUCGCCUUCCCGGACAAACGAACACCUCCCAACACCCAGAUCAAAGAUGAAGCUAUUGGCACACGACUGGUGCAGAUCGUCGACGAGGAGCAGGGCCUCCGACCGCCCCAGAGACUAGCCGAGGUAUUGGCCUCCUUUGACCGGAGCAAAUUCUUUCUUUUGCAGGUCUCUGGUGCAACUGCGGACCGGCCCCCGGUCUGCAAAAUAUUGAACAAGAUGGAAGCCAGGCAACAUGAAAAGGCAAAGGCUAAAUCAGCCAAAGCGGGCAAGACCCAACUUAAGCAAAUUGAGCUGAAUUGGGCAAUUGACGCCCACGACUUAUCGCACCGCUUGAAGCAGUUGACCAACUUUCUGGAAAAGGGACGAAAGGUGGAAGUCGUCAUGAAACGGAAGCGAUCAAAGCGUCCGCCAACCGUCGACGAAAUCAAGCAGGUUAUUCAAAGCGUGUUGGAUACUACAAGAGAGGCUGGUGGUACACAGGUCAAGACGAUGGAAGGAGAGCCGGGGAAGCAGGUGAUCAUCACUGUGAAGAAGGAAACCUAA
Penicillium macrosclerotiorum is the source of this 690-nucleotide messenger RNA. Its product is annotated as putative translation initiation factor IF3. The coding region runs from base 1 to 690 and encodes 229 amino acids. The record is from RefSeq and is a predicted model, not a curated record. The transcript has a single exon. Gene Ontology annotation, molecular function: translation initiation factor activity; ribosome binding. Gene Ontology annotation, cellular component: mitochondrion. Lineage: Eukaryota; Fungi; Ascomycota; Eurotiomycetes; Eurotiales; Aspergillaceae. Gene Ontology annotation, biological process: ribosome disassembly; mitochondrial translational initiation.